This is a messenger RNA of Spizellomyces punctatus DAOM BR117, 2546 nucleotides long. RefSeq lists its product as uncharacterized. The record is from RefSeq and is a predicted model, not a curated record. NCBI's taxonomy places the organism in Eukaryota, Fungi, Chytridiomycota, Chytridiomycetes, Spizellomycetales, Spizellomycetaceae. Gene Ontology annotation, molecular function: RNA polymerase binding; transcription coregulator activity. Gene Ontology annotation, cellular component: nucleus. The transcript is spliced from 5 exons. Bases 223 to 2424 code for a protein of 733 amino acids.
CGAUCAGCAAAAGAGCAAUUACAGCCUAUUCCUUUAUCUGUACGGAUAUGAUCUGCCUAUCGUAAAAAGUGCCAACUGUUAAUCCAAAUACACAAUCUUCUGCAAAGUUAAAAGUUGAACUGGCAGCUCCAUAAGCAAUGCUAAGCCACAUGGACUCGUUCAAUUUGUUCGCGACGUACGGUAUUUUGAAUAUCACUCUGUAAGAGCGAGAUCUACAUAAAGAUGGACCCUCUUGACCCCGAAUACGACCCCGCCGCACCACGCACAAGACCUCCACAACGGCAGCGUCCGCCACGUCAACUGCCAGUGUCGCAGCCCGGUGCUGCCAGUCCGGGAAACGGCCAGCUUCCCAUUCGCCCCCCACCUCCUCCGCCAGGCCCUCCUCCUGUCCAUCUGGCUUGGUCAGAGCAUCGAGAUCCGAAUGGGUCUUUCUACUACUACAAUUCUAUCACAAAAGAAAGCAGAUGGGAACGACCAGCCGAAUACCGACCACCUCCACCGCCGCCGCGACCACCUAUGGCUGGAGCGCCCGCUCAACAAAUUCUCCAGACUUCCAAGCAACUGAAACCAGCAGGAACAGACGAAAACUCGGAGAGAAAGGCUACACCGCCUAGUGCCCCUGCCAGCGAGCAUCCCAUUGGCAUGAAGAAGCUUCCAUCCACUAAAUGGACAAUUGUACUCACGAGCAAGGAUCAUGAAUUCUUUUAUAAUAUGGAAACCAAGGAAUCCGUGUGGGAUAUGCCCGAUGAAAUUGGUGAUUUGAUUGGACAGUUGAUUGCAGAGGCGAUGGGAGUAGACAUCGGCGAGGAUGGUGAUGAAUUUCAUUCCGAGGCUGAACCGGAGAAUGAGCCGAAAGAGGUGAUGGAUGAAGAGGUCGACGUGAAUGCUACUGGAACCGCAUCAAAACGAAAGGCGGAAGAUAAUGAGGAAGCAGAGGGCGUGGCAAAACGGAGAAAAGAGGAUGAGGCUCCAGAGCCUUCUGGAGAUGAAAUUAAAGCAGAAGCUUUGACACAGGAACAAAAGAAUGAAGAGUUUACAAAACUGUUGCGCGAAAUGGACGUAUCGCCGUAUUCAACUUGGGAAAAGGAACUUCCUAAAAUCAUUCAUGAUAGACGAUAUACAUUGAUUGGCACCCUGAAAGAAAGAAAACAAGUUUUCGAGCAGUACUGCAAAGUUCGGGUAGUAGAACUCCGCGAAGAGAAGAAGCACAAAGUGAAGGAUACGAAAGAGGCGUACUUGUCGCUUUUGAAAGACGAAGUCACUUAUCGCACACGCUGGGACGACUUUAGCCGCAAGUUCAAACGAGACGAGCGAUUUGCGCGGUUUGAUGCCAAAGAACGUGAACCCCUUUUCAAAGCACAUAUUGCGGCGUUGAAAGGAAAUGAGCUAGAACGCAAACGAUCGGAAACCCGCGCUGCGAAGGACGGCUUUAUUCAGCUGUUGAGAGAGACGAAAGAGGUCGACGUCGACGCAAGCUGGAGAAGGAUCAAACGGCUGAUUGAAGAUGAUCGCCGGUAUCAAGCUGUGCGAUCAUCUGGAGAGCGUGAGGAGAUUUUCCGAGAAUAUAUCCGAAAACUGACAGAAGAGGAUGAGGAACAUCAAAGGCGGCUGGAGAAAGAGAGAAAGGAACGGGACAGAAAGGCGAGGGAGGAAGCAAGUCUUCGUGAGCGUGAAGCGCAAGUGCGCCGGGAACAAAGUCGGUUGAAUAGAGAAAGGAACAUGCAUAGGGAAUCCCUUCAAAAAGAAGAUGCGACAACUUUGUUCCAGACCAUUCUAGUUGAUUUUGUGCGUAACGCCGAUGCAAAGUGGAGAGAUGCACGUUCAUCCUUGGAGCGUGAUUCACGUUGGGAUAGAUGUCGCGCUCUUGACGACAUGCAGAAAGAACGUUUGUUUUCCGAUCAUUUGGCGCGUCUACAAGAGAAACGGCUAGCCGCCUUCCAUUCGGCCUUGAAAGAUACCACUGAUCUGACUACCACAUGGGACCAGGUUCGCGGCUGGAUAUUGCAGGAUCCACGUGCGCGCAAAUUGGCGUCUUCCGACGAUCUUGAUGAACUUGAAGACGUCGUAAAGCGAACGUUUGAAAGGUUUCAAGCCGAACGAAAGGAAAAGGCUCAAAGCGAUCUUUUAGAACUCUUACGCGAAAACAAUUUUGUAAAGUUCCACGUUAAGCAGGCGGUUGUUGAAACUCGAGCAAAAUCGUUGGAGAAGGGCGAAGGUGAACCAAAGGAAGGGGAUGAAUGGGGUCACAUCAGUCUGGAGGAGAUUAUGAAGGUUUUGAUGGAGGACAAGCGGUACAUUCAACUGGACGCAUAUGUGGAAGAGCGUGAUCGAGCUGUGAAAGAGCACGUCCGAGAUUUGAUAAGAACAUAUAGGGCAGAGCGGGGUGGUACUGUAGAUAGGACACUUGUACACAUGGGAAAGUGAUAAAUGACAUAUCGGUCCCGCAACUAUGAAGAGGAAUGGAUGCGUUGCAGUCCAUUACCAAUGUUCCAGCACGUAUGUACAAGGUCGGUCGCAUUGGAAAUAAAUCUUUCGGUUCAUCAUGA